CUCAAAUACACAGCCACAACAGCAGGAGUGAUCUCACCUCCUCUCCACCCCUUCUAUCCUGUCGCCGCUGUCAGCCUCCACAGAAAAAGAGCGCAGAGCCGUCAGCAGCAGCAGCAGCAGCAGCGGCUGUGCAAGAAGAACAACAGAUUCGUUUUACGGUGGAUUUUUUUUUCACCCCCUGAAAAAAAAAAAAAAAAAAAACCAAACCAACAGGACCACUACUGAGCGACAGAGGCGAGCAACCAUGGAAGAACUUACGGCAUUCGUGUCGAAGUCUUUCGAUCAGAAGAGCAAGGAGAGCAGCAAAGAGAGCAUCACGUACAGGGAAGUUUUGGAGAGCGGCUUGGCUCGGGCUCGGGAGCUGGGCAGCCCGGAGACCAACCUGCAGGACAUUACGGACACCAACCACUGCCCCGUGCACCUCUACAAGGACCACGUGGAGCUGGAGAAGGAGAAACUGAAGGACUUUAAUGUUUCCAGAGCGACAGAUGGGAUAUACGAGUGCAAAGAGAAAAAGGAGGACGUCAAGUCCGAGGACGAGGACGCACAGGGCAAACUGAAGCAGCGGCGGAGUCGCACUAACUUUACCUUGGAGCAGCUCAACGAGCUGGAGCGGCUCUUUGAUGAGACGCACUACCCGGACGCUUUCAUGAGAGAGGAGUUGAGCCAGAGACUUGGACUGUCAGAGGCCAGAGUGCAGGUCUGGUUCCAGAACAGAAGGGCGAAAUGUCGAAAGCAAGAAAAUCAAAUGCACAAAGACAUCUUUCCCUUCUCCCCAGGUGUGAUUCUGGGCAGCGGUAGUCACCUGGAUGCUUGCAGAGUAGCACCCUAUGUCAAUAUGGGCGCCCUGCGAAUGCCCUUUCAACAGGUUCAAGCACAGCUACAGCUGGACGGAGUCACCCAUUCACAUCCCCACCUACAUCCUCACCUUGCCGCUCACGCCCCCUACCUGAUGUUCCCACCCCCUCCUUUCGGACUACCUAUUGCCUCCCUUGCCGACUCCGCCUCAGCGGCAGCAGCAGUGGCGGCGGCCGCCAAAAGCAACAGCAAGAACUCCAGCAUCGCUGACCUGCGACUCAAGGCAGGACUUCUGCGGGGCCAGUGGCUCAGUCCACUCCAGGCACAGAUCACAUCCCAAGGACCGUACAAACACAUGUGGAUGUCUGUCUGAGGGCCAGGACGGGGGCCCCCCGUCAGACCAGAGGACGUUAGAACAAAGCAAACUGGCAGGGUCAAGAGCAGAGACUCGCUGCCACUGGCUGCCGUCACAAACAGAGGGGUCGAGCUUUUUUUUAGGGAGGGGGGGGAGGCAGGCCCACACAUCAUCUCACCAAAGCUUUGGAAUGGCUUUCACCUUUCCACCCCGCUCAGUAGUUUGAAGAAGAAAAACAAAAAAAAGGCCAUAUUUGUCUCCAACCACUGUGUUUGCUGCUGCUGCAGAGUGCAUGAGCUCUCAUGGAGGACCGUACCAUGGCCGGUCCCCCAUCGCCCACCUGACGCAACUUCUCAACAGCUGUUUUUAACACUGCCGUUCAGCAGCCCUGUUAAAGUCAAAGGUCUCCAUCCCAAAAAAACAUUGCUCUUUUAGUGGACCUGUGCUGUAACAAGAGAAACAACCCUCUGUUUGUUUUUGUUUUGCUUUGCUUUGGGAAGUGAGAGACUUUUUUUGUGGGAUGCUGGACUUGUGACGGAAUGAAAUCCUCCUCAUGGCGUGCUCUCUCUUACUACAUUUCCUUCUUGUUGUGUUGUAACUAAGGUAAAAGAAGUGAAGAUAGCCUUUGCACUUCAGGUCUUGUAAGAGGGUGUUUACAAAUGGCACUACAAGCGAAACUACUUUACUAAUUAAAGAGGGAGGGGAGGGAGGGUUUUGAUAUCAUCACGAUAAGCAAAGGGUAUAAUGGGAAUUUCUUUGUUUUUGCUUUUGUAAUUCUGAAAAUAUGAACCAAGCAUCAGUCAAACUGAAAUGCAGAUGUGUGCAGUUUAAGUGCAAUACUGUAAAUAGCAAAAAAAAAAGUUACAACAGCUAGCAGUUAAUCCUCGAUGAUAGAAAAAGAAAAAAACAAAAAAAACUCUUUCCUUGUUUUCCAUGCACUGUUGGAAAGUUAAUUUCUUAACGGCAGUGCAUGUUUUAUUUCAAUCAAGAAAAAUUAAUCAGGUGCCAUAUCCCGCAAAGCUCACACGUAUUCUGACGUUUUGUUUCAACAGGCACAUCUGUCUGGGAAGACAUGAGCACAGAUUUUGGAUGCUGCAAAGACAAGACAUAAAAUCUAACCUACUUUGAGAUUUUGAAUAUUUUGAACAAAUUAAGUCUGCAACAUCAGCAGGCAGUUCAGUACAAUUAGCUGACUUUUUGCAUGUAAUAACAGAUAUUUUUUACCAGUCCUUCCCAGAUAAUUUAGAUUAGAUUUCCUUAUUUUAAACAAAACAAUUCAAUCUAAUUCAAAGCAACACUGCAGCACUAGAUAUGUAGAUCAUUUUCAGGUCUAUGUAUACCUCCAAACAUUUUCUACGUUAUCAGACCUCCAUUUAAAAAUGUUUAUCUAUGUCUCCAUUUUUAAAUUAAACCUAUGAGUGUUUUAUUUUAUUUAUUAUUUUGUCUGAAAGUUUUAUGGAUGAAAUACAAGUGUACAUUUUUACAUGGCUUUGCAUUUAUUUUUGUAAUGUUUUUUUUUAAGUGUUUAAUUUGAAUUAGGAGGUGUGGCCGUAGUGCAUCGUUUGCCUAAAAAAAGAAAAAGAAAAAAAAAGCGUAAAAAAUAAAAUAAAAGGUAAUGUAGCGUGUCUGAGUUUACAAAGAUUUCAGGGAUGGUUGAACUUAAACAAUUCUCCAUGGAAUUUGUUGUACCCAUUCAAAGGAUUUUCAUUUCAUAUGCAAGCAUGCCUAUACAUGGAUCAUCGUACAGCUGUUUUUGUUUCCACCCCUUUUUGAUUCACAAAAUAUGAAUGUACAUCUUGUACGAAUAAAAUAUCAAUAAAGCUAUAAAUAUUUGUA
This is a messenger RNA of Cyprinodon tularosa, 2989 nucleotides long. It is a transcript of the gene shox, whose product is annotated as short stature homeobox. Gene Ontology annotation, molecular function: DNA-binding transcription factor activity, RNA polymerase II-specific; sequence-specific double-stranded DNA binding. Gene Ontology annotation, biological process: regulation of transcription by RNA polymerase II. The transcript is spliced from 6 exons. The record is from RefSeq and is a predicted model, not a curated record. NCBI's taxonomy places the organism in Eukaryota, Metazoa, Chordata, Actinopteri, Cyprinodontiformes, Cyprinodontidae. Bases 245 to 1171 code for a protein of 308 amino acids. Gene Ontology annotation, cellular component: nucleus.